Macrosiphum euphorbiae (potato aphid) is the source of this 1344-nucleotide messenger RNA. The record is from the annotation of a GenBank genome assembly. Lineage: Eukaryota; Metazoa; Arthropoda; Insecta; Hemiptera; Aphididae.
AUGAUUAUGAGUGAUAAUCAUAAUAAGUGGGAUGUCAUGGACGAUGAUAUUGUAAGACUAUCGCCGAAAAGAAAAAAUCCCAGUGGAAAACUUGUAAGCAGUGGUCAAAGAGAGAUUAUUGUCAACAUGUACAAGGACAUUAGAAGUAAACAUCCAGAAAUGAAAUACAAACCAAUGAUACUCGAAAUAAAUCAAACCACGGGUAUUGGUCGUCAAACCAUCUGCUCUACCAUAUCCGAGUAUAGACGUACAGGAACCAUCUCUUCUCCAAUCAAAAAACGAAAUAGGUCAUCACUCUUGAGCCAAACUGACGAUUUGGAUCGUAAUACAUUACGGAAAAAGGUUUAUUCGCUUUGGUUACGCCGUGUACUUCCGACGAACGACAGAAUACUGGCUGAAGUUAACAAAGAUCCUGCGCUUCCAAAAUUUAAACGUACUGAUUUUGAUAACAUAAUUAAAAAUUUAGAUUUUGUUUUCACUAAAUUUAAACAGCACAGUGUAUUGACUGAGAGUGAAGAUUUGAUUGUUUGUCGACGCAACUAUUUAAACGAUAUUCGUAAAUAUCGUGAAGAGGACCGUACCAUAUAUUAUCUGGAUGAGACGUUGUUGAAUGCUGGCGAUUUUAUGGACCAAGUAUUGAAGAACAAAUCAGUAGUCCACAAACACAAGGCUUUUAACAAAGGCAUUAAAACUGAAGUGGAAAAUCUGACGGGGAAUGGGAAUCAUUUGAUUUUGUUUCAUAUUGGAUCAAACAAAGGAUUUUUGAAAGGGGGUCUAUUAUGUUUUGAAUCAAAAAUGAGUAGCGGUGACUACCAUGAUGAAAUUAAUGGUGAUCAUUUUAAAGAAUGGUUCGAAUCUAUUCUCCCACGUCUUGAGCCAAACUCCAUUGUAGUUAUGGAUAACGCUCCGUAUCAUUCAAUCAAAGCCGAACAAAUUCCGACGCCGAGUUCGAAAAAAGCUGAAAUAUUGGAAUGGCUUAAUUCAAAAGGUGUCACAUUCGAUAAGCCAAUGUUGAAGCUUCAACUGCUUGUCAAGGUACGUGAGUUAAGACCGCGAUUCUCAUCGUACGUCAUUGACAACUUGGCUACAAACUCAGGUCACACAGUACUCCGAUUACCAUCAUAUCACAACGAAUUCAACCCAAUGAAAUUGGCAUGGGAAAUGGUGAAAGGGUAUGUAAAACGAAACAACGAGACGUUUAAAAUCGAUAGUUCUCUACUACUCGUUAACACGGCAAUCGAACGAGUGACGACGGAAAAUUGGAAAAAUUUCAUUAAUAACGUCAUCGAAGAAGAAAAUAAAAUUUGGAUGGUCGACGACAUCAUAGACGAAAUUCUUGAUUAA